AUGGCUCAAAGAGAGCAGAUUACUGGUAUGUUUUGCCAUGAAAAUGUUGAAGGGAAGUUACUGGUUGGGGAUCACGCAAAUCAGGUAGACAUGCCUUUCUCCAUGCAGCCACUCAGUUUGAUAAGGGUAGGCGUGAGAAAAGGUUUCUUGGUUCAUGGGAAAUCAAGGCUAUUUCCCUAUUAG
Molecule: messenger RNA, 183 nt
Organism: Prunus armeniaca (apricot)
Lineage: Eukaryota; Viridiplantae; Streptophyta; Magnoliopsida; Rosales; Rosaceae
Source: the annotation of a GenBank genome assembly